AUGAUCCCCAUUGCUCGAUCGUCCGUCUUGCGGGCCGCCCGCUCGCAGAUCUAUGCAGCCCGCACUCUGACGUCGCCAACUUCCUCGGCGCUCGCCCGCCUUCUCUCCACACUCGCUGUUCUCGAGCAGCGCGAUGGCAAGCUGCAAGGCUCAUACGCCUCUGCGAUCGCUGCGGCGCAAAAGUUGGGGGGACCUGUGACAGCUUUUCUGGCUGGAAGUGGUGUCAAGGGUACAUCUGCCGCUGAAGCCGCCAAGAUCAAGGGCCUUGACAAGGUCAUUGCUGUCGAGAAUGAUGCAUACGAAAAGGGACUUCCUGAGAACUACGCGCCUAUGCUGCUUGAGAACAUCAAAACGGGCGAUUUCACACAUAUCAAUUUCACACAUAUCAUCGCUCCUCACUCGGCCUUUGGCAAAAGCCUUCUUCCCCGUGUCGCUGCUCUUCUCGACGUCCAGCAAAUUUCUGAUAUAACCGCUAUCGAGAGCGAAGACACUUUUGUUCGCCCCAUCUAUGCCGGAAACGCUAUUUUGACCGUCCAAUCCUCCGACAAGGUCAAGGUGAUCACAGUACGAGGCACAGCCUUCCAAGGAGUCGAGCUUGAGGGCGGCUCUGCCGAGAUUGUCGACGGUGUUGACACGAACGCUCCCGCCCAGACUGAGUGGGUAUCCGAAGAGCUCACCAAGUCCGAGCGCCCUGACCUCGCGACCGCUAGUCGUGUCGUCUCUGGUGGCCGUGGUCUGAAGUCCAAGGAGGAGUUUGACCGCGUUAUGCUGCCUCUUGCCGACGCUCUCGGCGCCGCUAUUGGUGCCUCUCGCGCAGCCGUCGACAGUGGCUUCGCUGACAACAGUCUGCAGGUUGGCCAGACUGGUAAGAACGUGGCUCCUGAGUUGUACCUGUGUGCCGGUAUCUCUGGAGCCAUCCAGCAUUUGGCUGGUAUGAAGGAUAGCAAGGUCAUUGCCGCAAUCAACAAGGACCCCGAAGCUCCCAUUUUCCAGGUGGCGGACGUUGGUCUGGUGGGUGAUCUGUUUGACAAGGUUCCCGAGUUGACCGAGAAGGUUAAGAGCGCAUAA
Molecule: messenger RNA, 1068 nt
Organism: Penicillium diatomitis
Lineage: Eukaryota; Fungi; Ascomycota; Eurotiomycetes; Eurotiales; Aspergillaceae
Product: electron transfer flavoprotein subunit alpha/FixB family protein
Exons: 3
Coding region: 1-1068 (355 amino acids)
Cellular component (GO): mitochondrion
Molecular function (GO): electron transfer activity; flavin adenine dinucleotide binding
Source: RefSeq, a predicted model, not a curated record